AUGUGCAGGUUCAUGAUAUUCAAAGGAAGGGAGCUGAUGGUUCUAUCAGACCUACUAACGAAACCGGCUCAUUCCAUAAUCAACCAAUCAUUUGAUUCGAGACUACGGUUAGACAUGCGUAACCCAAUUAAUGGUGAUGGAUUUGGUGUAGGAUACUACACUGAACACAAUGAACCUUGCAUCUUCAAAGCUAUCACACCAGCUUGGAAUAAUGUCAACUUGAAUAACUUAUCUCAAUGUACGGAGUCAGAGUUGGUUUUCGCUCAUGUAAGGGCAUCAACACAAGGGGUAUUAUCAGAAACAAACUGCCAUCCAUUUAGCUAUGGCAAGUUGAUGUUUAUGCAUAAUGGCGGUAUUUCAUGUUUUCAUUUGAUCAAAAAGAAGCUUAUAAACCACUUAGAUGAUAAAUAUUUCCUCUAUAUACAAGGAUCAACUGAUUCGGAAUGUUGUUUUGCCUUGUUUCUUGACACUUUGGACAAGAUGGGGUUUGACCCACUGUCAAGAGAUACAAAGUUUUCACACACGAUUUUGAAAAAGGCUAUUUUGAAAACUAUUGAGUUAAUCAAAAAUUGGCAAACCGAAGUAACAUCGGAGCCAUCGUUGUUGAAUUUUGCAGCCACUGAUGGAGAAUCAAUUGUUGUGAGUAGAUACAUUACGUCAAAGACCGAUGAAGCUGCAUCGUUACAUUUCAGCACCGGUUCCAAGUUUUUUGAAUACCAACCGGGUCUAUUUAAAAUGGAGAGAUUAAACCGAUCACAAGACGUCAUUUUCGUCUCGAGCGAGCCAUUGACAUUUGAAAGAGGCGACUGGUUGUGCGUACCGACAAACACAUUAAUCACCAUCACUAACAAAAACACAGUGUUGAUGCACCCUAUAGAAGAUGAAUUUUACGAUGGCGGUGUUGGUGAAAGAUCAUCUGGAUUUGCCAUGAGUAAAGGCUUGAUGGGAGGAGUGCCACCAUCGGAGGAAGACCACACUCAAGAGAAUGGAAUCAACGGCAAUGGCAACACAAUCAUGCAGCAAGUACCACCUCUUGAAAGAGAGGGAAGAGCUAACUUUAAAGCAGCGGUCCAUUAA
Messenger RNA from Lodderomyces parapsilosis, 1077 nucleotides. RefSeq names its product glutamine amidotransferase subunit (gene DUG3). The record is from RefSeq and is a predicted model, not a curated record. The coding region runs from base 1 to 1077 and encodes 358 amino acids. The transcript has a single exon. Lineage: Eukaryota; Fungi; Ascomycota; Pichiomycetes; Serinales; Debaryomycetaceae.